Molecule: messenger RNA, 1344 nt
Organism: Anopheles cruzii
Lineage: Eukaryota; Metazoa; Arthropoda; Insecta; Diptera; Culicidae
Product: intraflagellar transport protein 80 homolog
Exons: 3
Biological process (GO): cilium assembly
Cellular component (GO): intraciliary transport particle B; cilium; centrosome
Molecular function (GO): protein binding
Source: RefSeq, a predicted model, not a curated record
AUGAAGUUCAAAACCUAUCUCUCGAAGGAUUCGAAACUCAAGGAUACUAUUUCGACGCUCGGGUGGAGCAACAACGAGGAUGUGUACAGCUGCUGCAGCGACGAUCUCCACAAGUGGACCUCCACCAAUCGGGAGAUGGUGAAAGUGGCCAAGCUGCCCGAGGGAUUCGUUCCGACCGAUAUGCACUGGCUCUACGCGAGGGGCUCGGGUGUCGCCAGCGCUACCAUUGGUCCCGGGUCGGGCAGUAAGGGUGGCGAAAGUUUGCUGAUAUCGAGCGAAGACGGAAGGUUUGUAAUACUGAACAAAAGUGCGCGUGUCGAGCGCAAUGUUGCGGCCCACGCGGGAACGGUGGUGGCCUCUCGCUGGAGCCCCGACGGAGCCGGACUGCUGACGGCCGGCGAGGAUGGUGUCAUCAAGAUUUGGUCCCGUUCCGGUAUGCUACGGUCGACGGUCGUGCAAAACGAGGGCCAAAUUCGGUGUGCCUGCUGGGCGCCAACGGCGACGGCCAUUGCCUACAGCCAGGGAUCGUUCGUAGCGAUCAAACCGUUGGCCGCGAACAGUAAGCUGACCAAGUGGAGAGCCCACGACGGGAUGGUGCUGUGUCUGUCGUGGUCGAACAAUACGGCCCUGAUAGCGACCGGUGGCGAAGACUGUCGGUACAAGAUCUGGGACACACAGGGCACGAACGUUUACACGAGCGUGGCCGAUGACUACGCCAUAACGUCGGUUGAGUUCUGUCCGGAUGGUGAGCUGCUGGCCGUUGGAGGAUUCAACAUGGUCAAGCUUUGCCACAGCACCGGGUGGAGCCACAGCAUCGUGAGGUUCAACCAGCAAGUGAUCGGUUCCUUGUUUAAUAUCGUGUGGUCGGCGGAUGGAACACAAAUAGCGUCCUCUACCAGCACUGGGACACUGCUCUUCGGGCACAUCAUCGAACGGGAGCUGCGGAAUCGCAACCUGAAAGCGAUCACCACGGGUCGCAAAACGAUCCUACUGCAGGACAUCGUCGCGCGUACCACCGACACGCUGGACUUUUCCGAGCGAGUCAUCAAGUGGGAGCUGGGAUAUGGCCAUUUGGUCGUCGCAACGGUUCACCAGAUUCACAUUUUCAACGAGCACUACAUCAACACCCCGAUCAUCAUCGACGGGCGGAGUGAUAUUCGCAUCAUCAUGCUUGGCAGAAAAAACUUCCUCCUAGUUGACCAUUCCUCCAUUUGGAUUUACACGUACUCCGGGCGGCUGCACUUGAACCCUCGGUACCCGGGAUCACAGGCCCAGAUCGCGCAUCUCAACAGUCGCUGUAUUUCUCUCGGAAUGGACUCGCUAGCGGUGCGUGAUCACUCCGAU